Messenger RNA from Bradysia coprophila, 2212 nucleotides. RefSeq names its product proton-coupled amino acid transporter-like protein acs. Gene Ontology annotation, biological process: amino acid transmembrane transport. Gene Ontology annotation, molecular function: L-amino acid transmembrane transporter activity. NCBI's taxonomy places the organism in Eukaryota, Metazoa, Arthropoda, Insecta, Diptera, Sciaridae. Gene Ontology annotation, cellular component: vacuolar membrane. The record is from RefSeq and is a predicted model, not a curated record.
UUGUGACGUUACCUUAUACACAUCCAGCAUUUCAAACGAAAAAGAAGAACAAAUACAAAAAAAUCCGACACAAGAGUUUUUGUACACUAAUGAUAUGAUUGAAUGGUUACAAUAUAAUGUUGCUUGAAGCAUAUAUACACAUAUUAUAUCAAUACUACUAAUCGAAGCACGUGAAUCGGUAGGUAUAAUGCGAAAGGUUGUUGAAAGCCACAUAAAAAAGAACAACAACAGACGAGUUAAACAAAAAAACAGCUCACAUCAAAUUAUUCGGUUAUUUUGUUUUCGCGUAACAUGUUGUGUAUGUCAUACCAUCCGAAAUUUCAUUGCUAAAAUCUUGAUGUUGACUUUUGUUCCGCACUCAAUUACAUUUUACGAUUAAAAAUUCAAGAGAGUGAUCAGUGAUCGGAUAUUUAAUCCAAGAAAUGAAUGAACGAAAAUCGAAUAAAUUGGAAGCACCAGUGACAGUGGUGCUCGGCUCCCAAUUACCACUGUGCAUUGAUCCCAUUCACGACGAAAAUCCAGAUUAUAAUCCGUUUGAACAUCGACGACUGGAGCACCCAACGACAAAUGGCGAAACACUAGCUCAUCUUCUCAAAGGCUCACUCGGAUCCGGCAUCCUCGCAAUGCCAUUAGCAUUCGCACAUGCUGGUUUAUGGUUCGGUCUGGGUGCAAUGAUCAUCGUCGGUUUCAUAUGCACUUACUGCAUCCACAUGCUGGUUAAAUGUGAACAUAAAAUGUGCAGACGCACCAAAACGCCAUCGUUCGGUUACGCCGAACUGGCGGCCAGUGUAUUUGCCAAUGGGCCGGAAAUGCUGCACAAAUGGUCACGAUUUGCCGGAUGGGUCAUUAACACAUUCAUUGUGAUGACUUUGUUCGGAUGCUGCUGUGUGUACAAUGUGUUUGUUGCCACAAAUUUGAAGCAAGUCAUCGAACACUAUGCUGACUUCAACUAUGACUUGCGCUGGUACAUUGCGCUAAUGUUGCCGUUUUUGAUUGUCAUCAAUUUGAUUCGUAACCUGAAGAGUAUGGCCUGGUUUUCGGUGAUCGCCAACAUUUUCGUUUCAUUGUGUCUGGUCGUAACGGCUUACUACAUAUUUCGAGAUGGCCUACCGACUCCGAGUGAACGACUGCCGGUGGCUGACUAUCACAAAAUGCCACUGUUCUUCGGGACAGCGGUCUUUGCGCUAGAAGCGAUUGGUGUCGUUAUGACAUUGGAGAAUAACAUGAAAACGCCGCAGAAUUUUAUCGGAUGUCCUAGUGUAUUGAACAUUGGAAUGUUCGUCGUCGUCGUUUUAUAUACUACGGUCGGUUUCUUUGGAUAUUGGAAAUAUGGAGAUGAGACCAAAGGAAGUAUCACCCUCAAUUUACCAACAGAAGAACUACUUGCUCAGUCAGUCAAAUUGAUGAUUGCCAGUGCAAUUUUCCUCACCUAUUGCCUGCAGUUCUAUGUUCCGAUGAACAUCAUUUGGACCAGUAUUCGUGACAAAUUUCCAGAGAAAAAUAAGGAACUGGCUGAAUAUGUGACACGAUUCACGCUAAUUACCCUCACUGUUGCACUGGCCGUUGCCAUUCCAACGAUCGGACCGUUUAUGUCAUUGAUCGGAGCUGUUUGUGUUAGCACAUUGGGAUUCAUGUUUCCUGCUGCCAUCGAAAUUCUAACGUACUAUAAACGUCCCGGUUUCGGUACACUCAAGUGGAUACUUGUGAAGGAUAUUCUGCUGAUAUUGUUCGGUGUGGCAGGUUUUGUCAUUGGAACGUAUGUCAGCAUUUUAGAAAUCAACCAAACUCUUACCGAGCUUUAAAGUAAAUUCGCCAUUGAAUUUACCAUUAGAUUUGUAAGGACUAAAGUGUAGUACAAAACGGCAAUGAAGCCUUAAGAACUUGAUGAAUCUUUGAAACAGUUUUCAAAGCUUCAUCAAUUUUUGUGUCUCGCCUUGAUGGUGAGUCUUCACGUAUCUUAAUGUAGUUAAAACAACCAUUUGAAUUGGAAAGGAAUCCUAAUUUGAUCUGAUUUGAUACUUGACGAACAGUUUUAGUGACAAAGUUAUCGAUCGUCUAUCAAGCGAAUCGACGACCAAUUUAUAAUUAAGAUGAACUUUCGAACAAAAUUUAAAAUUUGAAUUUGAUGUUAUUGUUCAUGAUCGUUAACUGUGUACUGCUUUUUAGUUCAAUGAAGUGACAAUGUGAAAUAAAUUCACGAGAACGUUCCUAA